GAUUGCGACACCUCCGCAUUACACCGUGAGUCUCGGCGAGCUUGCACACUAAUAUCGAUAAUAUGGACAGGGUGCGUUCAGAUCAAGUGAUAGAAUUCUAUACCAAAUCUCGAGAGGACAUAAAUUCUCUUCUUCUAUAAUUAGUGUAGUCAUCUUUCCUUCUUUCUGGAUAUACUCGACUUUCUCUUCAACUUCGCCAUGAAGAAAUCUCACCUUCUCUUGUUGUCUUUUUGUUUGUUUCUUCGGAUGUGCCACGGCGCGGAAAAGAUCAAACUUGACGGAGAUAUUGUCAUUGGGGGGUUGUUUCCCAUGCACGAAAAGGGAACCGCAGGGACCAUGUGUGGCCCCAUAAAAAAGGAAAAAGGGAUUCAGCGUUUGGAAGCAAUGUUAUACGCCGUUGAAAAAAUAAACGCAGAUCGUAAACACCUGUUGCCGAAUAUUACGCUGGGGUUGCACGUUUUGGACACGUGUUCGCGUGAUACUUAUGCUUUGGAACAAUCUAUGGAUUUCAUAAAGGGCCACAUGAGCACCAUAGACUUAGCGGAUUACCAAUGUGAUAACGGGGAGGCCCCUACUUAUUUACCGUCGAAGCCUGUGGUGGGGGUCAUCGGGGCGUCCAACAGUGUCGUAUCUAUCAUGGUUGCAAACGUGCUAAGGCUUUUCAAGAUUCCACAGAUCAGUUAUGCAUCAACAAGCGCCGAGCUAAGCGACAAGACCCGUUACGAGUAUUUCUCCCGUGUGGUGCCGCCGGACACCUACCAGGCCCAAGCCAUGGUGGACGUGGUCAAGGCCAUGAAGUGGUCAUACGUGUCCACGCUGGCCGACGAGGGAAACUACGGCGAGAGGGGCAUAGGCAAGUUUGAAGAACGUGCGAAAGCAGAAGGCCUUUGCAUUGCCGAAUCCGUCACAAUCCCCCGCGAGGCCACCAACAAGACCUUCGAUGAUGUUCUAGCCACAUUACUGGAGAAAGAACGGGCCAAGGUGGUGGUAAUGUUCGUCGGGGAAGAGAAUUGCAAAUGGAUGCUGCGGGCGGUACAGCGGAACAAUAAGACGGACCAGUUAUACUUCGUGGCCAGUGAUGCCUGGGGAGCCAAGUCGUACCCCAUCGUCAAGCAGGAAGUGGCUGCUGAGAGUACCAUAACACUGUUACCAAAAAGGGAGGUUCUGGCAGGGUUUGACGAGUAUUUCAAGGGUCUCAGUCCAUCCCAUGCAAAGGUCAACCCAUGGUUUGAGGAGUUUUGGGAAAACCACUUCAAGUGCAACCUUCCGGACAAAAAACCCAAAAGUCUUUUCAAGCACGAUUGUAAAGAGGAAUUAACCCUAGACAACGGUAAACAUCAUCAGGAAGGGGCUGUGCAGUUCGUGGUUGACGCCGUUUACGCCAUGGCCCACGCCAUACACAACUACUUCGAGAAUGUCUGCUACGAGGAUAAGAGCUGCUUGAUUGCCAGCCCGCCAAUGGGGCCAACGCUGCUGGAAUAUAUACGAAACGUUACCUUUAAAGGCCAUUCCGGAAAUGUUGUUAAGUUUAACAGUGACGGCGAUGUCAUAGGCCUGUACGAUAUAUACCAGUAUCAGAUGAUAGGCUAUGAUAGAAAUGGACAGAAGAACUAUGGUUACGUCCCUGUAGGCACUUGGUCAAACGCCUAUGGCGACAGCCUGACUCUACACGCGGAGCGUCUAAAAUGGCGGACGGAAAAAUAUAUGGGGCGCCCAAUAUCGCGCUGCAGCGACCCCUGUCCAGCGGGUUUCAGGAAAAGCGCCAAAAAUGUCUGCUGUUGGAUCUGUGUAAAAUGUCAACCAUUCGAAGUGGUGUUUGACGAGCAUAUUUGCAAGUCGUGCGAGAACGGCUCACGACCGAACUGGAAUCGGACAGAAUGCGUAACGUUACCCAUCAUGUACAUGUCCUGGGACUCCGCCUGGGCAGUCGUUCCCGUAGCCGUGUCAUGUUUUGGAAUAUUGUGCAUUUUACUCGUGAUCAUCGUAUUCGCAAAGUACAACCGGACUCCGAUCAUAAUGGCGUCCGGACGAGAACUUUGCUACGUCCUUCUUCUCGGAUUAUUCAUGUGUUUCUGUAUGACUUUUAUCAUGAUCGCAAAACCUACGACCUUCACUUGUACUUUGCUCAGAAUCGGGACGGGGCUUUCUCUAUCGAUCAGUUAUGCUGCCCUGUUCACAAAGACAAACCGGCUAAGUCGGAUUUUCAACCGUGGCAUCAAAGCUAUGGUGAAAAGGCCGAGUUACACAAGUCCGAAAUCACAACUGAUCAUUUGCGCAUGCCUGAUAUCAGUUCAAAUGAUAGGCGACAUCACGUGGUUGGGGAUGGACCUACCAGGGACAGUCCUGGUUUACCCUGACAGGGAGUCAGUGGUUUUAAAGUGCAAAGUGGACAACGUGGCGAUAGUGAUAUCACUGUUCUACAACAUGAUCCUGAUCAUUCUGUGCACAGCUUUUGCCUUUAAAACGAGGAAUAUACCGGAAAAUUUCAAUGAGGCGAAGUACAUUGCAUUUACUAUGUACUCGACAUGCAUUGUGUGGCUUGCCUUUGUGCCAAUCUAUUUUGGAACGAACAAUACUUUCCAGAUUCAGACUACGGCGCUAUGCAUGUGCAUCAGCAUCAGUGCCACUGUGGCGCUCUGGUGCAUGUUUGCUCCCAAAAUAUACAUAGUAGUCUUCCAGCCCCAUAAAAAUGUUAGACAGGCCAACUCAACAUCAAUAAAGACGUCCAUUGCCAAAAACGGGUCACGGCGGCCAUUUUUCUCCAAAUCUAGGUCAUGUGACUACGACACGAGUUCUGUGAUGAAUGGAGAUGUGCAAUCACCGAGUGGUACGGUCCUCGUAAUGUCCACAUCCCAACCACAAGGUGCAGAUACAGCGACGAGUGAUGUCGAUUCGGGGUCAAACACAAGGAACCCCGAGGAGAGUGCCUUCCUGAAAAAUACUGAUAAAUUCACGGACACGAGUUCGGGCGCUGAGUUUUCAGAUCCAGAUGCUGAAAUUAGGGAAUCGACGUUAUGAAGCCAGGGGAAAAACACAAUGGAUUAAGUGAUGACACGCGCCAGAAGAUUGAGACUAUGAUGCUAAACAAAUUGACUGAAUAAAUAAUUUGUUUGCUAUUAUCGUGUAUAUAGCUCGCUUAUUUAUACUAAUGUUAUACUUUUUAGCGGGGAUGCUGGGAAAGUUUUGGAAGUUUUUCUAUUUGGAAUAUGUCGACAAUACCGUUACCAAACUUUCGGGAUGAACGCACAUUACUAAAAGUGUACGGCGUCAAAAGUCAAACACUGAUGUGGCCGUAGAUCACUCCGCGCAUUACAAAAGGCAAUAAUUCGAUUAAAACAGAAAAACUAUAUGUAUUGUUAAAAAUAUCGUGCUAGUUUUCCGUAUACAUGUACAUGGACUUGUUGAAACGUUUUAUUAUUGGCCUACUCUGAAGCAAAAAGGACAACUCUGGACCAGACGACGAGUUGGAAAUCUUCAUUGUUUCGAAGUACAUGUGAACGCACAUUUUACAAUGUAUCUCCAAGAAUAAGUGUACAUGUAUACCGAAAAGAAGAUCGUAUCGUAAAGUUGCCCUGGUUUCUAAAGUCAUCAUCUAACUAAGAGUAGAUGGCUUUAUCAAGUGUGUAUGGAUUCCCGUACCACUGAAUGGCGAUUUUGGGUUAUAGUUGAUAUGAAUGCAUGAAGGUCUGGCGUAUGACCGUUACGCUAAGAUGAAGAAUGAAAUUGACUGCUUUUCCAUUUGUCUCGUCUGGGUUUUUGCCUACUCUCAUUGGAAAUAAUGGACUUGGCUACUUUUUUGCACUGGCAUCCUUCAUUGAUCGUGUGCUUUCAGGCGAUCUUCGAGCGAUAUUGAAAUCAAAAAAAUUUUUGAUUUCGUUUUUUAUGAGGGUGAUACUUUGAAAGAAUGUCGUCGUCCAGGGUCCGAUUGUUAGAAAACAUGCUUUCUAACAACAGUUAGUGUAUCACUUCUGGACUUUGUGAUGUACACUUUAGCUCAGAAAAAAUUCAAAGCUUUUGCAUAUAAUCUGAUGAGCUUUGUCAGUGUCACCCAUGCGCGUUUUCAAUAUGUCCAUGUGGGGUGGUUGGUGGAACUCCGUUUUCGUGGUCUUAUUAUGGGAUUGCGUCUUGAAAUCGCGCAUGCGUGCCUCCCGUGAGCAAAACUGACUUGACCCAUUGGAUGAUAUGUUCAGCCAGGACAUUAGUGUGAGUUAAAGCGUCCGCUACGAAGUUCAAAACAGGACGACUCCGUGUACAGAUGAACAUUUAUAGGCCUAAUCAUUCUGUCUAGUCAUUCUAGUCAGUUUAUAUAUUUCUUCACCCUGACGAGGUUGUAAAUAAACCCAGGUUUAAUUUUUAUGAAUAAAAUGUGUGUAAAGGAUUUGAUAUAUGCUUACCAGUACCUAAAUGAAACUAAAAGGAUGUGUCAUGUUGUGUACAUUGGAAUAUUUAUGUAUGUUAUGGAACUGUGUGAUUAUCACCGUGAUCAAAACCGUACGCCGAGGCAGAUGUAUGAACAAUAUCAUGUAAUGAGCGUAUGCUAGCUUCACGAAUUUGUCUUUCACAAUUUAUGUUUUCGCGAAAUACGGCUAUUUAUAUUGAACAUACUAUUUUGAAUAUUAUUGUAAAUUGUGUCGAAAGCUUAAUAUUCGUCAACAUGCCAGUAAGUUCAGCUUUAGUACCGUUGAUGUUAUAGUUACUGCCAGUAUUUUUCAAGACAAAUCACUUGAAAAUGCACAGUCAUAAUAUCUCUAUUUUUUGUAUAUAUGAGCGAAUACUCCUAGAAGAGGAUGGCAUCAGUAAAUGGACUUUUCAUGUUGUUUCUGAUCAUAAUCCUGUUGGUUUGGAUCACAAUCCUGCACUUGUUAAGGAUAAUAUGCGCAUAAGUAUAAAACAGUUGCCUUCCUUUACGGCGGCAGGGAUCCAUAUUUAUCAACUUAGUGUUAGGGGUCACCACUAAUAGUGUGCGAAAUUUCAGUAGUGUUCGCCAUCGACCCCGCAUACCAUGUUGACUUGGUCACAAUAUGAAGACGGAGCCCAAAACCGUGGAGAUAUUUUUUCAGUUUGUUAAUAUACAUGCUCGUCACAUUUUGUAUCAUAGAUAGCGGUCACAAACAGUGAACGAUCAUUAAAGAUGUAAAUAAGAAUGCUCAAUGGCCUGGGUAAAGUUUGGUAGGAUAGCACCGUAUCAUAAAUACAUGUUUCGCCAUCAAACUAUUGGGUUGUCCAAAAUUCGUCUCACUGUUAUUCGUAUCUAAGUAUAAGUACAUACAAGUCGUUAACCAUCAUAGAAGUAUACAUUGUGUUUGCCAUAUUGUCGUAUGCACGAUAACACCGGGGAAUAGUGCCAUCGCACAGUCCUUGAAACAAUUUACUCCAACAUAUCGAAACGGAAGCCAGAUAUUCUGGCUUGGUAAAUGUGGCAUCUAAUGACAAGAUUUUUGCACAGGCAUGGUAAUCGUGGGAUAUACAUGUGUUAUCAGCUGGGCUGUAGCACAUACCUCUGGAUUCUAGGACGUGAAUACCGCAACACAGGGAAGGCAAUGUACUUGGCCAGAGUACUCCUCAUCAUUGGCGAUUAUGACUACAAAGAAGAUGAUGACAAUGGUGAUGAUGCCAUCUAUAAGCAUCCAAGUGUCUGAAUGGAUUCUCAUUUUGUUGGUGUCAUACAUUUUAACUGAUGUAAAUCUGUUUGUACAUAGUGUUAUUGUUCUAGGCGGCUUCUGCGCAUGUGCAGAAGGAUGAUCCAUGGAUGUAAAUACAAGAUUGUUGCGUAUGGUGUAAAAUAAAGUUUUAACAGUUA
This is a messenger RNA of Lineus longissimus, 5800 nucleotides long. Its product is annotated as metabotropic glutamate receptor 8-like. The transcript is spliced from 9 exons. The coding region runs from base 199 to 3018 and encodes 939 amino acids. NCBI's taxonomy places the organism in Eukaryota, Metazoa, Nemertea, Pilidiophora, Heteronemertea, Lineidae. Gene Ontology annotation, biological process: regulation of synaptic transmission, glutamatergic; G protein-coupled glutamate receptor signaling pathway. The record is from RefSeq and is a predicted model, not a curated record. Gene Ontology annotation, cellular component: plasma membrane. Gene Ontology annotation, molecular function: adenylate cyclase inhibiting G protein-coupled glutamate receptor activity.